UGCCCCGCCCACGGCGAACCGGCGGCAGCGGCAGCGAACCUGCGGCAGCAGCGUUCGGUGCGGCCAUGGCGGGCGGCGGCUCCAUGGGGCGGCUCUGGCGGCUCUGCAACCUGCUCAUGGCCGCCUUCUUCGGGCUGGCGGGCGCCGUGCAGGUGAAUGACCCCGACGCCGGACUCUGGAUGGUUGUCUACUUUGUACCGGCUACCCUUACGCUCCUUGUUGGCCUUAACCCCUCAAUAACAGAUAAUCUUGUGUGGAGGACCCUCUGUGAUUUUCAUUCUGCUGGUUGUGUUGUUGGGACUAUUCUCUUGGCUUGUUCUUUGCUUGCUUACACUCGAACAAACCUCUUACACGAAGAGGAAGGCAGAGAGUUGUCUGGUCUGCUGAUUAUUACAAUAUGGAUGAUUCUUUGUCGCAGUUCAGCAAAGAAUCCACUGGGUGGAAUUCGUUUGAUCACUGCAAUCUUGGUCUCUUUCUUUCCCUUUAUCAUGUGGCUGUACAUUUACAUGAACAAAGAGAUGCGAGCAUCUUGGCCAACUCACUGUAAAACAGUGAUUUAAUCAGAUGGGAGAAUAUACACAAUAAAUAUUCUGAUCUUACUUGCCUCUGCUGUUCAAUUUUUAAUGCAAGGUCAGUAUCGGUAUGAUAGGACUCAAGAACGUCUGCCUGCUUGCCACAAUGCAGUUUUGAGAUUUGCUGGUGAGGACUGGAAGAAGAAUGCUGUCGAACCUGAGUGGGUAUUUUUUCUAAAGAAACUAUCGUUCGAGCUGCUCCUUCGUACCUUUUCAAAGUACUGUUGACCGAGCAUGUUCUGAUGUUAGCUGUUCCAGAUACACUGGCAUUCCCGGUCUGUUCUCUUGUGACACCUGGCACCUUGCAAAAUCUGCUAUUCUGUGACUUGGGGGAAAAAUAAGUUGCAAACUUCUUGUUUCAACAGGUAAUUAUUUGCAGCUCUAAAACCUAUGGGUAUCCGGUUGGAUGGUCCAUUAAUGGGACUAACUGAAAAACUUAAAUCUGUAUUUCUAUUUCUGUGCUAUAAUCACAUGUAAAAUAUAUCUGAAGAAAUAUUUCAAGAUUGUUACUCAUCUUUUUUGCUAUUAUCUUUAACUAAAAAUUAC
This is a messenger RNA of Rhea pennata, 1118 nucleotides long. It is a transcript of the gene TMEM220, whose product is annotated as transmembrane protein 220. The transcript has 6 exons. NCBI's taxonomy places the organism in Eukaryota, Metazoa, Chordata, Aves, Rheiformes, Rheidae. The record is from RefSeq and is a predicted model, not a curated record. The coding region runs from base 66 to 560 and encodes 164 amino acids.